UAAUCUCAAUUCCUCAUGACUGGUGCGACAGACACAACCUCAAGAACCACUUGUUUUUAUGCCAUGAUCACGUGACUCCAGUGGCUGCAGUUUUAUCGAUGGUUUCUAUCAAUAAAAGAUUAUAAGCAGACAUGCCUUAUGCAACAGGCAAACAAUUUUCAGCUUUAUGGUUUUUCUUAAUCUGUUUCUUAAUUAUGUUUACUUCUGUCCCUUUUAUCACUAAGCAACAUAAUAAGAAAAUAUUUGCAUUAUAGAACCUUCACUACAAGAAUACCUUACUUUGGUUCUGUUCUACAAUACUGUAAAAGUUUCUGAGUAAUACAGUCCAUCAGUUUUUUCCUUUAAAAAAGUGCUCAGCUUCUCAUGAUCCGUGUGAAAUAUGGAGUAAGAAAAAUAAUUCAACUAGAAGAAGGCAAAUCCAGAAUUAUUGGUAAUGCGCUAUUAGCCUACAACUAAGGCAAGCAUCCACAAUUGCAGCACAUGAAAGAGCAGAAACAUGGCAAGUUAAGGAUCAUCAACGUUCUAUGUCCUAGGUGUUUCAUGUAAGUAUCUACACUUACAAACAUAAUCUUACAAUUUAAGAAACGGGUUCUGACAAUUUGGCUGAGCAUCAAAUUUUGUCUCCUGUUUGUAGUCUGCCAUACCUCUUUUGACAGAGUGCAUUGGGUUGAAGAACUAAAAUUAAACUAAAACGAAUUCUGUAGUAAAACUCACGUUCCAAAAUACCGUAUGGCAUAAUGUUAUAAAGGUUGGACGAGUUCAUUUCACCCCUCUAUGAGUUCAUCUUCUCAUGGUUACCGAAACACCAAACUAAAUAUUUAUUUGAUCUCUUUGAAUUGAAUCUAUCAGGAGUUGAGGCAGGUCGUGAAUUUUAACUCCUUAUAUGUUCUGUGCAUUUUGGCUCUCUCAUUCAAUUGUUUUCUCAUAGUUGCAGAAAAGUUAACUGGGGAUAUAUCUCUUCUUUUGCAGCAUUUGAUCGAUUGAUAGAGACUGAAGAAGAAAACAUGCACGUAAGUUUCAUUCCAGGAGAAGUACAGGAUCUAUGGGAUAAUUGGGGUCUGGAAAUGCUUGUGCUAUUGAGUUUCACCAUCCAAGUGAUCCUCACAGUGUAUGGAAGCCGCAGAAAGGACAUCCCAGGUUUGAGGACAAGGUUCACAGUUUGGUUCACCUAUUUGCUGUCUGCUUCCCUUCAAAAAAUCAUCAUAGGCAAGCUUACAGUAAUACCUGAAAGUGAUCCAAGCGAACGCAACAUAAGACGUGAACUGAAGGCACUGUUUGCACCAUUGCUUCUGGUGCAAAUUGGAAAUCCAGAUGCCAUAACUGCAUACUCAAUUGAAGAUAACAGAUUGGGGCUGAGGCAGUUGCUCACCCUUGUUCUCCAAGUAGCUGUGGUGAUUUGGAUCAUCAUAAAGAGUUGGACACAUUCACAACUCUCUUUUCUGUACUUGCCAUUACUUGUAUCUGGACUAAUCAAGCAUGGAGAAGUUGUUUGGGCUCUAAAGUCAGCACUUACUAAAGGAUCGGGCAUAAUCACCAUUCAAGAAAUUGACCAAGAAGCCAACAUGCCUGCUUUAUUCAGAUUCCUUCCUGAGGAUAUUCCAAACAUAGAGUUGAUCCUAAAGGCUUAUUACCGCUUUAUCUCAUUGAAGCCCCAUCGUGAGCAUUGGCUCUACCAGCCUUUAUACGAAUCGCUACCCCAUAUGUCUAUAGAUGAGUAUGCUCCAGAAGACAUCUUCCACAUCACAGAUGCAGAACUGAGCUUCAUGUACGAUGUGUUGUACACCAAGUCACCUAUAAUCUAUACCAAAGCAGGUUGUAUUCUUCGUGUCGUAAGCUUUUUCAAUUUAGUUCUAACAUUGUGUGGAUUCUCAGUCUUAUUUAGGCAAGAAUUUUCACGCCAUUGGAAAGCAUGUUUUAUAGUUGGGGUGUUAGGUGGAGCAGUUCUCAUGGAGGCAUACCAGAUUGUACAAUUACCGUUCUCAGAUUGGGCCAUAAUUCAAAUGAUCAAGCACAAAGAUCUUCCACUAAUGAUUCCAUGCUUGAGAAUUCUUGGACCCAGAGCCAGGAGUUGGAAAAGGUGGUCAAACUCAUUGCCACAGUUCAACUUGCUAAGCUUUUGCAUUCAUGACAAGCCAAUAAGGUGUGGAAAAAUUCUAAAAUUCCGUGGCAUUGACGUGGAGUUGAAAAAGAACAGGUGCAGGACACGCAUAGAAUUUCCCCAAGAACUGAAAGCUCUGAUGGUUCAAGAAAUGAAAGAUAUUGAUGGAGUUAGAAGACUGAAGCACUUCAACCAACGAGGAGAAUGGUCACUCGGCAGGUAUGGCUCGCCCAACGACAUCAAAUGGAGUGUUAAACGAGACUUCGACAAGAGUAUUGCAAUAUGGCACAUUGCAACAGACAUAUGCUACUAUUCAGAUGCUCAUGCCAAGGAUUCAAGCCCCAAAAUCCAAAUGGCCAGAUUAUUGUCCAAUUACAUGAUGUACCUCCUAGGCAUGCGCCCUCACAUGCUGUCCACCACCACUGCCAAUAUAAUAUUUCAACACGCCUGUGAUAAACUGAAGGGUUUGACGGUAGACAAAGAACAAUGUGUGAAAGAUGAAAAAGAAGCAUGCAGGGUUUUGAGAACAGAAAGAGUUCCCCAACAUUUAAAUUCUGAGCGGAAAUCAGAAACUGUUGUGACAUCAAAAUGGAACAUGCUUAGGGAUGCUCAGAGACUGGCUAGGAAUUUGAUGCUAAGGGAGAACAGAUGGCAGAUCAUAUGCAGUGUGUGGGUGGAGAUGUUGUGUUAUGCUGCAGCUAAUUGCUCAACAGAUUAUCACUCUGAACAAAUAAGGAGAGGUGGAGGUUUGGUAACACAUGUUUGGAUUCUGUUAGCUCACAAGACUGAUAAAUAUCACAUCAGUGACUAGUAAUACAUUUACCUGGUUUGGUUUCUCACGAAAGUUGAUCUGAUUUUGUGAGGUUUACAUUCUUCUCUUUGCUUCCGGUUUACGGUUUGUAACGCUAUUUGUACGCAUUCUGAUUUUUUCAGGGACCAUUUUAGAAUAUUCUAACGCACUAUGUGAUG
This is a messenger RNA of Vigna umbellata (rice bean), 3067 nucleotides long. The record is from RefSeq and is a predicted model, not a curated record. NCBI's taxonomy places the organism in Eukaryota, Viridiplantae, Streptophyta, Magnoliopsida, Fabales, Fabaceae.